AUGGCUUCAGAGUCUUACUGUCAUGGGACCCGCAGUACCUCUGAAAUGAACAAGAGGGAUAUCCUGUUAUUUGCCAAGGCAUCAUGGACUCACCUGGAUGAAGAUUCUCUGACUCCAACUGUAGUAGACAACCCUCUUCCUCUUUCACAGCUUGAAGAUUCUAAAGAAGAAAAUAUUCGCCACUGGUUGGAUUCUGGGUUCUUCUUAUCUACAAGUGAAGAUUUACAACAAGACAGAGAAAAAGCAGUUUCCUUGGCUAACCCAGGAAUGGUGCAAAUGACUGUGCAAAGCUAUAUGAGAUCUCUGCAUCAGUUUUCAGAAACUCCUGUUAUGUCAAGAUGGAACAGUUUCAACUCGACCCAUUCUCUUACUAGUGCACCGAAAAGCAUCACUGAAUGGUUGGAGCUCUGGGAAAAGGAUCCAGUUGAGAUUCUGCUGGAUUUGGGGUUUGGAACAGAAGAACCUGACAUUUGCACUAAAAUCCCUUCUCGAUUCAUUAGUAAUGCUUCCGUAGCAAAAGGAAUCAACAUCCGAGUCUUUCUGGAAGCUCAAAAGCAGCGUAUGGACAUUGAGAAUCCCAAUUUAUAUGGACGUUUUCGACAACUGGAAGUCUUGGAUCAUGUGACUAGUGCCUUCUCCUCUUUGCUGAAUGGUGUUAACACCCAGCAACAGAAAUCAGAGGAGAGUAAUGGGGAAGAAAAGAGCAUGACGGACAUUGAGAGGGACAAAGCUGAGGCCACACGAGCCAAGCGGAGAAGGCUAGGUCAUCUUCUGAGAAAAGCUUCUAGACAGGCAACAAUACUUCAAAGGAGUGCUCAGGCUUCUGGAAAUUCCGAUUCAUUCAAGGAUAGAGAAGAACAGUCUCCCACCUAUGCUGAGAUGGACCGGCGCACAGCAAUCAGGACAGGCUUUUCCGAAAAUAAUACCUUGGUGGGUCUGACAGAGGAACAAUCUUCCACUGAGGAUGAUGCACUGACAUUAUCACAGGCUCCAACAGGGAAAUCUCAGGUUUAUUCAUAUAUACCUAUAAAGCAGCCCCAGCUUCCUUCUGCAUCAGAGAUGGCUAUCAAAGACAGACCAAGGAAGGAGUCCAAUUUGCUCUUGACCCACACGCUCAGAAGGGUGUCGGGUCUAAAGGGCAAGCCUCCAGAUUCAUUUGAAAUGGAAGAGAUCCAGAGCUUUGAGGAUGAAACUCCAGGGGGAAACCUUCAUGACAGCACUUCAGAAGUGCUGGUGACAAGAACAAACAGCUGCCAGUCUGACAGCAGUGGAUUUUUGGAGGAACCACCGGAGCCCUUACCUUUACGAAAUUCACCUUUUCCUGGACACCUGAACCUUAGCUGUGAUACCCAUGACCGAAAAGUAGCUCUGCCACAUAGAACAGCUCUCGCUGUGUCACACCAGGAUUUUCAUCAAAAGCCAAAGUGCCCUGUUGCUAACACCUCCACUGCAGAUUGCAAGAAUAUUCCAAGGGUGUCUAGUCCAGACAGAGACCACAAGGACCAGCGGGAAGAGACCGCCCUCUCACUAACUGUGGAAGAUGUUCUACAUCAAGUCUUCAGUGAUCAAUCAGAGGGGGUUGUCAAAGAAAUGGUGUACAAUGUGAAUAAGCAAGAGAUUAACAUUGGAAGAGGGCAACAGCAAACUCCAUGUUUUCAGGCUGGUAAUCAGGAUGUGGGAGAUACUGUCACCCCAGAACCUAACUGUCAUUUAUACUUCAGCUCAGUACCCAAAACUCCAGCUCCAUCUCACACUGAAGAGAAUGGCACAACUCCCAUUGACUUCACAAGUAGUGGAGGCUGUGCCAAACAAGAAGCAAAAGAGGGACCUUUGGCUGAGGAGGAUGCUGGGAAAGUACUUAAGGAAAAUAUCCAGGAAGGUAUUACAGAGCAUAUAAAAGGAAAGCAAUGUGAUAAGGAGAUUAUCAGUAAAGUUGAUACCCUGGUUCCAGACACCAAGGCCGCAAGUGGUCAACAGUUUUGCAAACCGGACAUCGAUAUAUACAGUAUAAGCUGCUCUUGUGAAACAGGGACACCAGAGACCCAAUGGCAGGUCUCACAAGUUAAAAACAAAAACAAGGUUAUUUCAAACAGUUCUUUACAAGUGGCUAAUUUUUCUGCUUACUGCAGAUCUGAAUUUAGUUCCCAGGAAAGCACAGAGACUUGCUGUUUGGGUAAAAUAUCAGAAGCCACCAAACUGGAGAAGAAUGAUUCUGUCCAGAAUGCUGAAAUACACACUAAUCCCUCUAAGUCUGUUACUGUUCAGAUGUCUUCAAGGCUGGUGUCCACUGUGCAAAAAGUUUCCCUGAGUGAAGGCCUUGGCAAAGGCCAGUCUUUAGAAAUUAACUCCAUCGGGUCCCAGUGCUCUGAGGGUGAGCCAGUAAUUACUUCAGAACUGGGUAUUUUGAAGGAAAGUCUAAAGGAGACAAGAGAAGCUUCAAUUCAAACUGACACAAUUGGAAUAAAAACAAGAAAUCAGUGGCCUGACUCAAAUCUUCUCCCUCCAUUCUGUAGACAUGGUCAUCUCACAAAAUCAGUCUCCCUAGACACUGGGCUUUAUGGGAAAUACAGAUCAUCCUACCAUGAAACAUUGGGUGCCCAGUCUGCCCAGUGCGGUCACAGCUGUCAUUGUGUUUGCUGCCAUCACUGCUGUUUUCAGUGGGCCUUUCCGUUCACUGCUUCCUCCAAACAUCUUGGGGCCUGUUGUUCAAAUCACAGCACCAUAGAGUUACAGCUUUUGAAAACGUUGGAGCUCCUGCAGGAUACAGCAGUGAGGAGUAUUUCUCCAUGCACAAUCCAUGAAAUAGAAGCUAUGAAGAGUUCUUGCCAGAGUUUCCGGGAGAAACUAGAUGAGAUUGAGCAACACCUGAUAGAGCAACAGGAUCUUUUUUCCAGUGCUAUGUCAGAUGAAGGAAGGGAGAAAAACAGACAACUGCAAGUCUUACGUCAAGCUGUUCGUCGUGAGGUUUCUGAACUGGAAUUCCAGCUGAAUGAUCGAUCUCGCCAGGCUAGGGAGGGAAUUCUGAUGCUGGACCAAUUACUAGGAGAACAAUCCCAUCUGUUUUCAGAGCUUGGACUCCCUGACUGGAGGGAAGAAAGAAAUGCCCAGAAUAAACAAGUUGCUCCAGAUGCCGCUGACACUACGCAUCCUAGAGCUGGGUGCUCAGAAACGGUAGUUCCAAGGCGGCUGAGCAGAAGUGAAACGUUCCCAUCAACUCCAUAUGCCUCAGUGUCGGGAACACCAGAGAUACAGUUUCCUGCUGUGGCAAUGGCGGAGCUAGACCCACAGGAACUCCCCACCAGUAAAAAGGAAAUAAAAGGUCCUCCCCAGCCAAAAAUUGACUUUAAGGCUUUUCUACAGAGUCUGAAGAAAUCGUUCCGAAAUUUUCAGUAAUGACAUAGCAGAAUGAAGAGAUUGAAGACUGACAACUGUGGACUUUUUAAAAAAAAUAGUUGUGACUUCUUCCUACAACAACCACUUUAAAGCAUCUAAGGCUUUACAAAAACAGAAUGAAACAGCUGUCAUUUGCAGCAGGGCAUUCUAUAUAUUUUUGCAGCGCAUGGACUGCCCUGAAAGAAAACCAUUUUAAGGGGUUAUCUCAAUGAGGGUGCCACGUAUUCUGCUGUUCUGUGGUCAUAGGCAAAAGGUCUGUAGUAAAUUCUAUCAUUUGGCACAGUAUUAGACGCCAGAUUGUAAACUGUCAUUUCAAAAAAACGGUUGAGCCCUCAUAGUUGUGAAGAAAAUCUUGGAAAUAUGAACCAAGUAAACUGAUGCUGCACUGUCUUCCUGUACCUGCACCCAGCGUGAGAAAAUAACUUGGAAAGGUAUUAACUGUAUAACUGCUGGUCAUUUGAGUGAAGCAUCUAGCUAACAUUAAUCCUCAACCCAAAGUGCCUCUCACACUUUCCCUACCAGCCACUAAAACCUCUAUCUUCCCCCGACAACUUCUGUGAUGGAUGUAUCUAACUUCGCUGUACAAAUCUGCAGCACAAUGACAAUGUGUGGACAGCAUAUAAUGUAGAUUGAAUUGAGUACCAAAAUAUAUAACACAGUGAGUAUCAUCCUGAUUGUAUUAGUCAUUUUCAUAUUUAAUUAAUAGAAACCUAAUUUUAAAAUAAUAUAACCGAAACCACUGCAAAAAAACCCAGCAGAACCCAAGAAGGCUACAGAUCCAGGACCACUGCUUCAGCAUUCUGGUCCAGUUUGCUGUGGAGUACACAGGGCUUUGAUCUAGACACAAAAUCUGUU
Mauremys mutica (yellowpond turtle) is the source of this 4248-nucleotide messenger RNA. It is a transcript of the gene ITPRID1, whose product is annotated as ITPR interacting domain containing 1. The transcript has 14 exons. The record is from RefSeq and is a predicted model, not a curated record. Gene Ontology annotation, molecular function: signaling receptor binding. NCBI's taxonomy places the organism in Eukaryota, Metazoa, Chordata, Testudines, Geoemydidae. Bases 1 to 3393 code for a protein of 1130 amino acids.